CAUUCGGGCACACCUUAAUAUUGAAACGUGAGCAUGCGCAGUUUGCUCAUCGAGAACUUUGCUUCAUCGAAUUCCAUCAACGUGGCUGAAAUGACCAAAUAAACAAUUUUUAGACGAUUACCAGCAAUACCGUAGUAUAAUUUUGAGCUGAACACGGUUGCUGGAAAAGGGAAGAAAAUGGCUUCUGAUUUUGGCAAUCCUCUGAGGAAAUUUAAACUUGUUUUCCUGGGCGAACAGAGCGGUAAGACUUGGCUUCAAUUUAUAUGUCAGACACCAGUUCGAUCUAUUAUCAAAUUCAGACUUCGUCACUUUGACAAAAGUCAAAGAGCCCAAAUUAUGCGGGGAUUUUUGAAUCCAUAUUUUUGUGUUGUAGUUGGGAAGACAUCGCUGAUUACCAGGUUUAUGUACGACAGUUUUGAUAAUACAUAUCAGGUGAGUGCGGAAAUAUUAUGUUCAUGAUAUUCUCGAGGAUAUUCUCUCGUGACAAAAUUAGUUUCUUUCAUGAUUAAUACGUUUAUAAUGAAACAUGUUUAGUUUAUUGUUUAUAGCUAUGUCAUUCUAUGUACUCCGGAAGCUUAAUAUAGUGUUCUGAUAGAUUUAAAAUGUGAAAUGUUUUAGUUAAAAUACGCUUAUUGAUAUUUUAUAGGAAAGCUACACCAUUUGUAUUUUUCAAUCAGACAUUAUUGGUUUUUUACAAUUUCUGAGUGGAUAUCUCGGCAACAUUGUGAUAAAAACUCAUUAAUGUUUUUGCCUGACAACCCUGAUAACAGACUUCAAUCCUGUAUAAUAUUGUAAUUAAUUUUAUGUUUUCAAAACUACAUGUAAUUGUUAAUACUAACCCAUUGAGCCUGCACUCUCCCCUAGAUGAGUAAAAUUGUCUGGCAUUGGCAUUUGUUGACCUUUGAACUCGGCCGGUCAGUAGGCUGGGGCGGCUUUUCAGCAUACCGGAAAAUUCUGGGGUUUUUUUCCGGUUUUGCCAAAGUCCAAACACCGAAAAACCGAAAAAAACAAACUUGUAAAUACGUUCUUUUAACAUUGUCUUCUUGCUUGUAUUUUUAUACCUCUGUAAGCUUCUGAUAUUAAGCACCUAAAACUAAAAUUUUUCACAUAAUAAAAACACACACUACACGGUUUUAUGUCUGUGUGUUAUUUAUAGAUUAAAAACUGUUUUUUUUCCUUUCGGUUUUGGUUUUUUUCAAGAACCGCCCCAGCCUACCAAUAAGAAUCUAUUGAAUUUAACUACAGUAUGACCAAUCAGAAUCAACUACCCAGAGGACAGAUCUUGGGAGCAUAGCUGUGGAUCAACAAGCAAGGCCUGUUAAUUCUUAGGGUCUGUUUAUAUGCAACCUUGUUCCCAGGCUCUUUCCUCUAGACCGACUGAUUGAGUGAACAAUAUGGUUGUGACUGUUGUCAGUGUUGAAGUGUAUCCUGUCCGAGACGUAAACCCAACGGAUUUACCUUAUGUAGAGAUGUGGAAUUCCUGUAGUCUGGCUAUAAAAUAAUGAGAUCCUGUGAUCCCGCCAACUGUGUGUAAAUUCUAAACAUGCUCUCCCGACUGUUAAAGCUAGUUAAAGACUGUGAUAUACUUGGUGUACCGUUUUGGCAUCGCUGAUACUCUAUGAUCAAGAAUUAUGUUGAGGUAUAGCUCCUCCAUUGCGUGCGGGACAACUGGAAUAAUUAAAUUGUACACAAGACUAUUGUGUUGACUGUAUACAAAUAUGCAUAUAUGCAAUUAUUUCAUAUUUAUUACAAUAAUAUAUACCAGGCACAUAAUUAUUAUAAAGAACUUUCAUUACCAUUAGCUUUGUAGCUUGAUCUAUCCUAAAUUUUAAUUUGUGAAAUAGCAUGAGAUCCAGCUUGUCUGUUGUGAGACAUCAAUAUAUUAUCAGUAUAUCACUCACUAAUAACUAUUGACUUUUUAGAAUUAAAUAUACAUUUUUAAUAGCAUCCAACUAUGCUGCAGUAGAGACAAACAGCUUAUCAAUAUAUCAAGAGAAAUUUAAAAUGCUUAUAAAAUCUCAUAAAGUAAUGCUGUUUGUGCAAGAGUUUGGGCAUAUAGAGUUUAUGAAUUAUGUAUAUAUACCUGACUUUAUACCAUAUAUAAUAGAAAAAUACUGGGGCAAGGUAUUUAUUAUAAAAGGCAUUGUAAGUGGCUAUACAGGGUGUAUAAAAAAAAACUGAACAGAUAUGAAUUUGCCCUCAAUUUCGUAAAACAGCUAUUAGUAUCCAGUUUUUUAUGUAUAUAGCUUCUUUGGGUACUUAUAAUGUAGCAUAAUGAUAAAAAUUUCUCGAACUAAAAUUUUGUGAACCUGGGGUGUGUGUCUUUUCCAACAAACUGAAAAUGCUUGCGCAUGAAAUUUAAAAGCUUUAAUUAUAUUUUCAGUUAAUAGAUGGAAAAUUUGUUGGGUUUUCAAUUACUGUACAAAACAUUAGACAAUUUGCUUUAGUUUAAGCCCCUUUAGCUAUUCAUUUUUUUCCUAAAAAAUCCGCCUUUCGCAUGCUUAAUUAAUUAAUGCCUUUACCUUAUUUGCAUAUUGCUGACAUAUGCAAAUUAGGCAAAGGCAUUAAUUAAGCAUGCAAAUAGCUGAUUUUUAGGAAAAAAUGUAAGUUUGUGUGAAUAGUUAAAGGGCUUAAACAGGGUUCGUAGCAGUCUUUGAAAUCCUUGAAAGUCUUUAAAUUGGAAUGCAGGUCUUUGAGGUCUUUGAAAAGUCUUUACAUUGUGUGAAAAAUCGAGGAAAGUCUUUAAAAGUCUUUAAAUUCUUCAGUGAGGAAUUGAUUAUACGAUUUCCUAGCUAAUAAAAGAGAUUGAUUGAAUCAAGAUUUUCGUAAAUAUCGACGAAAAUGCGCAUUUUAGGAUGUGAUUUGACGGGACUAAUUACUGGGUAAAAAUGGUGCUUACACUUGCAAUUCUAAAUAUGUGAACCAUAGGCAAAGCAGAAACAUGUGAAAAUCUGCCUUUAAGUGCGCCCAAGCCCUGAGAGAACAUAAGAACAAUUUCAAAGCAUAUGAUUUUAUGUUUUUAUUGCUUGAUUUCCUGACUUGUUGCUAAAAAAUAUUUUUAUAAUUUAGAAGACUCUAUGAUCAAGAAUUCUUACUAUAUAUAUGAGAAUAUAUACGAUUCUCCAAGUUGAUUGUACCAAACACUCAUUCCUUGCGAUCAAGGUGUAAAGUGCGGAAGUGGAAGCAUGUAAUAUGAGGACUUUUCCCUCACCCCCUUAGGCAAUCAAUUUUUUGUGGGCCAUGUGACCAGCUCUUACCUGGGUCUUUCCUUCCCAGAGGAAAGAGCCUUGGAACAAGGUUGGUUUAUAUGAGCCUCCUUACCAAUAUAUUCCACCUGCCUAUGAUCGUGCCCGCAUGCAGGCUGUCCCAUGGCAACUUUGUGUAUUUGAUCAUUUCUGGUCAUUUUCUGUCUCAUUAUUGGUUAAUUGCACCAAAACCAACUUAGGUGACUGGUACAUGAUUCAAGUACUGGUUCAAGUAACUCAGCAAAUGAAUUGGCUCUUGUGAGCAAAUGAAUUGGUAGAAUUUUUUUUCUGUGUUGGUGUAGUGUACUCAGGUGAAUAUGAGUCUGUGUUGGUGUAGUGUACUCAGGUUCGAAUCCCACCGUGGCCGGGCAAAUUUUUCAAGCUCGCCCGGUGUGGAUAUACACUCAGAGUAACACCACAAAUGUCGAAUUGGUAGAAUGUUUUAGGAAAUCCUAGGAAAUGACCUGAUCAACAUUUUUUGUGCCACGUCUAGGAGCAUGAUCACUGUAAAAAUAAUUUAUGAUAAUUAUUGCAUCUCUUGCAUUACUGCCAGGUUUUGUAUAUGAUUGUAUAAAAUAAAUAACAACCAAGUGUCAUUUUAUUUUUGCAGGCAACCAUUGGAAUUGAUUUUCUUUCAAAGACAAUGUAUCUAGAAGACAGAACAGUGAGUAUAUACAGGGAUGGAUCCAUCAUGAUCUGAGGAGGUGGGGGUGCUCUGCCAGCUCUAGUGCCGAGUUGUGUCUGUCAUGUGUGCCGCCCGCCCAUCAACUUGCUUCACUACUGCAAAGUCUUGCUUGACUACUCUAUUUGAAUUGUAGUUGUUGUUCAAAGUGUGAGACUGCAUAUUGCAAAUGCAUAGUUACACCAAGUACUCUCUAGGUCUGAGCCCGCGGUAGAGUGUACGGAGUUGGCGGGAAGGAACGUUGGCGUUUCGUUUUGUGAGAAACAAUCAGUUUUGUAUAAGCGAUUUUAUAUUAAAUAUAUGUUCAUAUUCAGUUUAACAAUUGUAGCAGAGGAGUAAGUGAUUCACAAUGGCAAGUAAAUUUACACCACCGCCGGUUUUUGAUGAAAAAAAGAGUUGGAUUGACUACAAAAAGGAGAUUAAAAUAUGGCAAGCGUUGACAGAUUUACCGGCGAAGAAGCAAGGUCCUAGUUUGUAUUUAUCUUUGAGCGGAAAAGCGAGGGAGGCAGCGUUAGAGAUUGACAUAGAAGAGCUUAAGAAAGUUACUGGCGUACAAACCAUUUUAGAGCGAUUGGAUAAAUUGUAUUUACAAGAUACUAACCAAAGUGCAUACAUAGCGUAUCAAAAUUUUGAGAGUUUUAAGCGACCAGAGAGCAUGCCAAUAAAAGAGUACUUGAUUCGGUUUGAACAAUUGUAUACGAAGAUAAAAGAUCACAACAUGACCCUACCUGAUGGCGUAUUGGCAUACCGAGUGUUAAAUUCUGCAAAUUUAAACCAGGAAGAAAUAAAAUUAUGCCGAGCAACAAUCACUGAUUUGAAAUAUGAUGCAAUGGUGAGUCAACUGGUUAGAAUUUAUGGUGAUUCAGCAUCACCAAGCUUUAUUAAAUCUGAGGACAGGGUGAAAGAGGAAAGAGUAUUUUAUGGUGGUGUUUCCGGACAGGUGCGAGAGGAAAAUGGCAGGUCAUCGCGAGACAGGCCUUACCAGAGAAGGGGAUAUAAUCCAAGGGGAAGAUUACCAUACAGAGCAUCAAGAGGAAAUCGGGAUGACAAUGGUAUACAACGCAAAGAUUGCGGCGAACCUUCAAGCAGGCAAAGAAAACUAAACCCUGUUGAUCAUUAUGGAAAUAUUUCGAGAUGCAACAUUUGUGAAAGCAAAUUCCACUGGGCACGGAAUUGCCCUGAUGCGUAUGAAAAUCAAGGUUUAGAUCCUGACAAGAAAACUGAAACUCUAAACUUAUUUCGAUCGCCUAAUCAUGAUGUACAUGAGAUGAAGGUAUUUGUAGGAGACACGCUUAGUUGUGCAGUUCUUGAUUCUGGGUGCACACAAACAGUGUGUGGUAGAAAGUGGCUGGAUUGUUACACGGACAGUCUGAUUGAUGAAGAUAUUAUCAAGGAAAAACCAUCCACAGCUGCAUUUAAGUUUGGAAAUGGAGAGCCAGUUAUGUCUGAAAAGAAAGUAAUAAUACCAGCAGUCAUUGGAUCUAAGAAAGUUAAUUUAGAAACUGAUGUGAUUGAUGCAGAUAUACCCCUGUUAAUGUCUAAGGCAGCUAUGAAAAAGGCUGAAACAGUGCUUAAUUUUAAUGAAGAUAGUGUGACAAUGUUUGGGGAACAACAGCAACUACUGAAAACAUCAUCCGGACAUUAUGCUAUUCCAUUAACAAAAUCAAGAAAAGUUGUUGAUUCUGAAAAUCAUUCCAAUGCUAACAAAGAAUGUUGCUUUGUAGCUAUAAAUCCAACGACCGGAAAGGAAAAAGAAAGCAUGGUGGCAAAUUGCACAGACAAUUUUGUCAUUGUAGUUCAAGCAAGCUUAAACAGCUAAUAAAAUCAUCCCAAUUAUGGAAAGAUGAUCCAGAAGUUCUAAAUAUAGUGGAUGAAAUUUCAAGUAAAUGUGAUGUUUGCAAGCUGUACAAGAAAACUCCACUCAGACCAGUUGUGGGAUUGCCUCUCGCUUCAGAGUUUAACCAUACAGUCGCUAUGGAUUUAAUCACAAUUCAACAAGGAGUGUGGAUUCUUCAUUUAGUAGAUGUAUUCUCGAGAUAUUCGGUCGCAUGUGUUAGAAGGUCGAAGAAGCCAUCAACCAUUAUUGAGGCAAUCUUGAAAACCUGGAUUAGCUAUUUUGGUCGACCACAGAGAUUCCUAGCUGACAACGGAGGAGAGUUUGCCAAUGAAGAAUACAGAGAGAUGUGUGAAUCGUUUAACAUUGAUGUAGCCAAAACAGCUGCAGAAAGCCCAUGGUCAAAUGGACUAUGUGAACGACAUAAUGGUGUUCUUAAGCAGUCAGUCAAGAAGGUCAUUGAAGACACAAACUGUUCACUGGAAACAGCAGUAUCGUGGGCAGUUAGUGCAAAGAAUACUCUCCAUGGUCAUAAUGGUUAUAGUCCAAAUAUGAUUGUCUUUGGUAGAAAUCCAAACAUGCCAGGUGUGCUGGAUGACAAAUUACCAGCAUUAGAAGAAGUAUCUAGCAUCACGGUCGAGCGUAACUUAGCUGCAAUGAGAUCUGCCAGAGAAGCGUUUAUUCAAAGUGAAUCGUCCGAGAAGAUCAAGAGAGCGUUAAAAAGUAAAGUUCGAAGCUUUAAUGAUGCAAGGUUUCAGAAUGGUGAUAGAGUAUAUUACAAACGUAAUGACAGUGAUAAAUGGAAAGGUCCAGGGUCUGUGAUUGGACAAGAGAAUAAACAAGUUCUAGUAAAACAUGGAAGUGAAUAUGUCCGAGUGCAUAUUAGUCGUUUGAUUCACAUUGACAAUGUGGACUUUAACCCUGUGAUGGGCAGUGAAGAUAAGGAGGAUAGUACACAAGUUCUUACUGAGGAUACAGACUGUCCGAGUGAAGAAUGUCUGCCCGGUACAGAUAACGUUUCAGACAAGGAUCAUACAGAUACUACAGUUUGUAGAGAAGAUGUUUUAGAAGCAGAGAAUGUCACCAAUGCAACCCGUUCUAACAAUGUCGAGUCUCAAGGUGACAUAGAGACGGCUGAAAAACAAUCUUUACCAAAGCUUAAAUCAACAAUUUUGUAUAAAUUGAAAGGUGAGGAUCAGUGGCGAGAAGGAACAGUACACAGUCAUGCUGGAAAAGCUAAAGGCAAGUACCAGAACUGUCUUAAUAUGAAAAAUAAAGAGGGAGAGGUUCAAUGGUUUGAUUUCUCCACAGAUAUUGAAGAAUGGGAACCAGUUUGUGAGGAAGUUCUGUUAACUAAUAAUUUGGAAAAGGAUUCCGUGCAAGUUGCUAAACAAAAGGAACUGGAGAACUGGAAAGCAAACAAUGUUUAUGAAGAAGCUGCAACAGAGUAUUUCAUGCAGAUGGGUGAUAACCUCAAAAAUUGUCAAAGGAACAGCUGUAACUAAAGCACGUCUAGUUGCAAGAGGAUUUGAAGAUGCCGAGAUUGGGGACAGACAAACAGAUUCGCCUACUUGUUCCAAAGAGUCUAUUCGGUUAGUUUUAUCGAUGAUCGCUUCAAAGAAAUGGAAAUGUAACAUGAUGGAUGUAAAAACUGCCUUUCUGCAGGGGAAACCACUUGAAAGAGAUGUUUACAUCAAGCCUCCAAAAGAAGCUAAAACAAGUGGUCUCUGGAAAUUAAAGAAGUGUGUUAAACGAAGCUUCACGAUAUUGGUACAACCGUGUAACAGAUGAACUUGCCAAGCUUGGAUUGGUAAAGUCAAAGUAUGACAAAGCAUUGUUUUAUUGGAGGCACGAAGGGAGAUGUGAGGGAGUUCUGGCAAUUCAUGUUGAUGAUUUUCUAUAUGGUGGUUCCACUCAGUUUGAGCAUCUGAUACAGAAUAUUAAAACAAUUUUUACUGUGGGUUCUGAAGAAACAGUGCCUAUGAAGUACCUAGGGAUGAACAUUGACGAAUCAGAUGGUGACAUUUAUUUCAAUCAAGACUCGUACAUUGACAGUAUGGAAGAAGUUGAAAUUCAGAAAAAGACUGACAAGUCCCGAGUUUUAAAUGAAGACGAACAGGCAUUAUUCCGGAAAAUUUGUGGACAAUUGAACUGGAUUUCUACACAGUCUAGGCCUGACAUUGCAUUUGAUGUUUGCCAGUUGAGCACAAGAUUGAACACAGCAACAGUCCAGGAUAUUUUACAAGCCAACAAAGUUUUACGAAAGGUGAAACAAAAUAGAUUUUCACUAAAGUAUGUGGCAUUAAAACAGCCAUGGAAGUUGGUAGUGUAUUGUGAUGCAUCAUAUGCUAAUCUCAAAGAUGGAUCCUCUCAAGGAGGUAUGAUCAUAUUUCUUGUGGACGGGGAAGGAAGAGCUUCACCAAUCACUUGGAUAUCCAAAAAGUUGAGGAGAGUUUGCAGAAGCACAAUUGCUGCAGAAACGAUGCCACUGUUGGAUGCAGUGGACACCUCAUAAGCAGUUGCAUACAACCGAGAUAUACACUGACAAUAUGUCACUUACCGAAGCAGUGCAUUCAACGAAAGCUAUGGAAGAGAAGAGGUUGCGAGUAGACAUUGCUGCUCUGAGAGAAAGUGUUAAACGCAAGGAGAUAACAGUCAAUUGGGUUGAUACAAAGAGUCAACUUGCUGAUGUUUUUACCAAACAGGGCGUGAACACCCAAACAUUAAUCGACACACUAAAAUGUGGACAAAUUUAAAUUUUGCAUGAUUAUCUAACAUUAAGUUUAGUUUUGUUAUAAAGAAAGAGACAGGAGAUUGUGAGACUGCAUAUUGCAAAUGCAUAGUUACACCAAGUACUCUCUAGGUCUGAGCCCGCGGUAGAGUGUACGGAGUUGGCGGGAAGGAACGUUGGCGUUUCGUUUUGUGAGAAACAAUCAGUUUUGUAUAAGCGAUUUUAUAUUAAAUAUAUGUUCAUAUUCAGUUUAACACAAAGUUCGCUUAUGAUCAUGUUAUUACUCAAAUUACUGUAUCUCAUUUUGUCUCUAAUAAUUUUUUUGCUUUAUCAUGAAAAAUAGCACCCACCCCCCCCUGCACCCCCUCUGGCCAGGGCUAGUGCACACACCCCACUCUAUAUAUAUAUAUAUAUAUAUAUAUAUAUAUAUAUAUAUAUAUAUAUAUAUAUAUAUAUAUAUAUAUAUAUAUAUAUAUAUAUAUAUAUAUAUAUAUAUAUAUAUAUGUUCUAUAUUUAUAUAUAUAUAUAUAGAACAGUACAGUACAGUACAGUAUAACUAGAAAUUAUAUAAUAGAUAAUAGAAAGUGAAGUGCACAGCAUCCUGGGAAUGGUGUGCGAUCGAUCACAUCCACAAGCCUAACUGUAGAAAAUAUUCUAUAUUCUUGGCACAAUAACAUGCAUUGCCAUGUGUUACUCUAAGAACACACAUUCCGUCUCUCCAGUUGGCAUUGUCAGUUGUUGUUGUAAUAUGUUACAUUCUAGCUCAACAAAUCAUUUCAAAACUUAAAAGAUUAUGGAAUCAGAAUUCCAAUUUCCAAUGCUUUCUGAAUCCACACACGCCUAACAAUCCCAAGGAGUGCAAUUCAUUGGUACUUUGGUGAUAUAUGUGCAUUUACCUUGCUUUCCACAAAUGAAAGAUAUUGCAGUUUGAAUUUAAGCCCUGUUUACACUACGCCCAAUUUUUGGUACGGCACGGAUAAAAUUGGUACCCGUACCAUUUUUUUGGUUCUUGGACUACCUAUUUAGCUAAGCCCCCGUUUACACCACGCUCAAUUUUUGGUACCGUAAAAAAAGUGGUACGGGUACCAAUUUUAUCCGUGCCGUACCAAAAAUUGAGCAUAGUGUAAACUGGGCUUUAGUAUCCAAUCAUCUCUGAAGACUUUUGGACUGAUGAAUUAAAUUGGGUUUUUCCAAGAAAAAGUGUCCACUCUUCCUCACUACAGAGGGAGGAAAAUCUACAGUACUGUACUUCAGAUAAUAGUAAAAUGUACUACUUAGGCAGUUGCAAUAUUGAAAAAAAUCGAUAUAUCGAUAUCAAAAAAAAAUAUCGACUAUAUCGAAUUAUGCAAAUGAGAAAACGUAAUUUAGUCAACUUGCAUGCAUGUAUACGCAUCACAAACAGUUAAAAAGAAGUGCAUGAAACCAGUCAUGAUACGUCUCAAAGAUUUAUUAAACAACAGUUUAUCCGUCAUCUCCACGCACUUGUAUCAUAAAUCCGCCAUUGCCGCCAUACACACGUUGUCUAAACUUCACCGAUGGCGAUGAAAACAACAAUUGCAGAAUAAUUGGAGAUUAAUUUGUUUAGUUACAACUUUCGAUAUUUUUGAUAUUCGAAAAAUCGAAUAUCGAUAUUUUUUAAAUAUUGAUAUUUAUCGAAAAUAUUGAUAUAUCGCAACUGCCUAGUACUACUGUAUGAUGUCUGAAGGGGGUUAUUUUCUCAUUUUCUGCAUGAAUGAGCUAAUGUAUUACGGCAUUACAGCACUGCACACCAGACAAUAUAAACAGCAAAACGUAAAAUAUGUUGAAUGUCAGUGUCUGACAUACACAGCAUUUAUCAUUAUUCACAGUGUUUGUUGAAGGAUCUAAUUACCUUGAAAUAUCAAGUUCAAUGAUUUAUAAUUUUUUCAGAUAAUUAGAUCCUGCAAGCAACAUCAUAAAUAAGAGUGAAAUUACUUGCAUUUCAUAGGUUCGAUUACAACUAUGGGACACUGCUGGACAGGAGCGUUUCAGAAGUUUAAUACCAAGUUACAUCAGAGAUUCCACUGUGGCGGUUGUUGUCUAUGAUAUAACAAGUAUGUCAAAGUGAAAAAAUCUGUACAGUACAUAGCAAUACAAUACUUGUAAUUCAGUCUUACAAGUUACCCAGGGAAUAACCCAGUCUUAGGCUAUGUUUACACUGUACCAGAUAACUUUCCCUAGUGACGUGAAAAAACACCUACUAAACAUAGCCAUAUUUUUUGUGUUGUUCUGAUCGUUUCACGAUAAUAGUACACUUACAAAGUUUUUAGUGCAAAGUUGCUUGUUAUGAAGUGCAAGUCUCAUUGGUGACUCAACAAUAGAUGCAUAGAUGGAUAGAGUGAACAAUCCGGGGGAGGUGCACUUGCAAUUAUCUUCUGUAUCACGUUGCUUUGUAACGUGAAUUUUAUAUCUAGGACUAGAUAUACUCUGUAAAUAUAAAUUAUAAUGCACAUACUGUUCUCAUCAUAGGUUCAUUGCGACAUAAUAUAAACGCAGGCAUAUAAAUGCAUGAAAGCGUUCUGAUAAUGGAAGAGUGCAAUAUGAAUAUGCACAAUUACAUUACACUCCUUAUGCUUGCGCUUUACGUUUUAAAUGCCUAUACACUCUACUUCUAUGUAAUAUUUUGAUUAUUUUCUAGUACGUAAUAUUUUCGAAAAAGAAUACACAAUUGCGAAAUAUUGUAAAUUUUUGAAAGGCUGAAGAAUGGUAUAUUUACUUUAACUAAACAUGAAACAUGAUAAAUUUUACAGAAACGAAACAUGAAAGUACAUGUCUGCGUUUAGUACUGUAAAUGUUCGAGAUCUUUGUGUGUGUUUUUCCUUGCGACAUACCGCACGUGCAAAACACACAUCUGGCUAUCACGCAGUCAACAUGAACCCGUCCUGUGUUCUGAUCGGAUCUAUGUUCUGAUCCCAACCAUAAACUACAUUAUCUUGUGUCGAAACUAAACGAAACAUGUAUACGAUAUUAAACCGAUAUUAAAUUGGACUAAAGAAUAGACGCAUGUUUAAUUUUCCUGUGUUAGUCCUCCAGACUAAAAAAUAGUUUUAUAUUAUUAUUAUCAUUAUUAUUAUUAUUGGAUAUUGCACGCAUGUAAAAUUAGUUUAUCACUAUUUUAAUCACUUUUAACUUUUAUGUCAUGUAAAUUUAAAGGCACAGUUCAGCCUUUUGAACGAUGGUUUUUAAGGCGCAUUUGAGCCCUUUUAAUUGAAAAAACUAACUAGAAAAAUCAAUUAAGCAUAAUUCAAAAUCAGUAAACUCGAUGUUUUUAACAAUAUAAAUGUUUUAAAAUGUUAAAAACAUUAAGUUUGGUGAUCUUGAAUUAUGCUUAAUUGAUUUUCCUAGUUAGUUUUUUCAAUUAAAAGGGCUGAAAUGCGCCUUAAAAACCAUCGUUCAACAGGCUGAACUGUGCCUUUAAUAUAUACAAUUCAGCCAUUUUGGCUGCAAUGAUAUCUCUAAUUAGUAUUUUUGCACAACUGAACAUAACAAAUCCUAUACAAGUUGAUUGGUCAAAUUUGACGUGUUAAGCUGUUAUAUUCACUUACAGGUGAAUAUAACAAAACCGAAAUUUACAAAAUGGCGGCUAGCCGUUUUGUGGAAGUUACUGAUAAAGAAAUAAGCGAAAUUAAAAUAAUUUCAGUCCCAAAAAACACAAAAGACUUGUGUAAAAAUACUGAAACAAUUAUUCGCCUCAGGCUCGGUGAUUAUCGCCUCAGGCUCGGUGAUUACCUCGACUUCGUCUCGGCGAAUAUUCCCCGAUAUAAUCACCUCGCCUUCGGCGAAUAAUUGUUAAAUAAACUAUCUAUCUGGAUUUAAAGAAUAAUACUUGUACUGCAUGUAACUGAUAACUACUUACUUAAUUCUGAUAACUUGUUUAACUGGGGGAAAUGGUGUGAGAACUGUUUACCACCGUACUUUCAGGCUUCGUAGUUUUCAUUUUUCUUCACAAGCUGAAUAACUUAAAGAUCUUGGCCUCUUGCUCCAUGCAUGUAUAGAGCCCACUAAAUCGUUGUAUUUGAAAUUUUCCCAUUAACCAAACGAAGAGUAAUUGUGGAGUCAGCUAUAAUUUUCAUACGUCGACUUGACAAUCGUAUACGAUAAAUUUUCAGAUGUUGACGCAGUUAAAUUUCUAAUUCUAACCAUCGUUAGGCUAAAUUUUUUAACCCAUUGAGUGGCAGCACUCUCCCCUUGACGAGUAAAACAGACAGAGUAGAAUAAUAAAGUAGGCCGUAUGCAGAGUAAAAUAAUUAAGUAGGGCACAGAAAAAAAAUCUGACCGCUCACCAGCCAAUCAGAUUGCUUUAUUUUCAUGGAUACCGGACCGCUAAAACAGAAGACUUUGACAUAUAUAAAUUGCAGCCAGAGGCUACUUUACAAGUGUCAAUGUUACCAUGCUAAUUUUUGUUUUAGAUUAUAAUUCAUUUCAACAAACAAAUAAAUGGAUUGAUGAUGUCAGAACAGAGAGGGGCAAUGAUGUAAUUAUUAUGCUUGUUGGAAACAAAACAGAUCUUUCGGAUAAAAGGUAUACAUUAUUAUGGCAUUGCAUGAAAACUUCAUUAACGCUUUCUUUAACGCAAGAUCUCGGCAUUGUUCUUAUUUUUAUUUAUACUUUAAUUCAUUAUAAAAUUAUUGUUAGCUAUAAUUAAUUCAUUAGUUCGUAGUUAGUACAUGAUUGCUGUAAUUUUUAACUGUAUUACUGUAAUAUUGUAAAGACACACGUAUGUUGUGAUUCUAAUAAAGACUAAGACUUAUAUAGUAAUAAUAAUAAUAAUAAUAUCGCGAUAUCCCGACUUUGAUAAAUUGUAUUUUGAAAAUGUAGGCAAGUAACUAGUGAAGAAGGCGAGAGAAAGUCUAAAGAACUGAACGUGAUGUUUAUUGAGACGAGUGCCAAGGCAGGAUAUAAUGUAAAACAGGUACGUACUGUACGGUUACGUAGCACACGAUGACGUCCAGAAUGGUUUUAUUCAUUGCUUUUAUUGGUUGCAAAAGUAAACUAGCAACUAUAUUUAUCACCCAUAUUCCUAGUGUUUACAGAACUAUUACCACACCUAUAAACGUAAACGCAGAAACAAAAUGUUACAUGACUUACAUGUGAAGUACAUGUACAUCAAAACGAUUUGGACGAUUUUUACGUGCACCCGAGUUUUUCAAAGACCAGACAUUGCACUCGUCCUGUUAAAAGUAAUUUUGUAGCCUCCUAUUGUAGGUCGAUCGGUCCGUAGCUGUAUAUCGAUCCGCGAGAUCCCUCCAUUAUAAUAUAAUAGUAAUAGUAAUAAUAAAAUAGUAAUAGUAUCUUGAAAAAAAUGUAAUACUGUACUGCGUGUACUGAAUCAUUCUGUAUCAUGUUGUCUUGUUCCUUUAUUCAAAUCAUGAGUGCGCAUGCAAGGUGCUCCAAUGUGGAAUACGUUAAUCCGUUUUGUACAAAAUUGCAGCUUUUCCGAAGAGUUGCCGCGGCAUUACCAGGAAUGGAAAAUACAGCAGAGAAACCUAACAAAGAUAUGGUCGAAGUGAAACUAAAAGACACACCACAAGAGAACGCGCAACAAGAGGGAGGUUGUUGGUGCUAGCUGCGUGUGUUGUGUGUUUUAAUCUUGAUUCUGGAAAUCUGGAAUAUCGGACAAUCACAUGUUCAUAAAGACGAAUAUUAAUAACAGUAUUAUAUAAAGAAAACUGGAGCCAGUUGUUUGAAAGCCGUUUAGCUUACCAUGCACGUUAGGUUUUGUUUAAUCCUAAACUAACUCUAGAACUAACCUACCAGCACCUUGUUUAUAAAUCUAGAAAUCUUUUUCCAUAAAUCUAGUCUGGAUCAAUAGAAUUUUUAUUUUCUGAAGGUUUUAAAUCAGUAGGCGCUCAGAAUUACACAAAUCAAAAGAGCGCGGGUUAAAUUUAACCGAAGGGUUAGGUCUAAUCGAGUUUUGAACAACCGGCACCAGUUUCACAAAUAUCUGGAAAUCUUCCAAAGCUGCUAUUCCCAUGUGCGUGGUUUUCUAAAUGCCAUAACUUACAACAACAACAAUAUUAAUAAUAAGAUAUUAUAUUAUAUGUAUGUCUCAGAGAGUUAAAUUAUCGUUUACAACAGGUGGUUUCGAUAUUUCCACCACAGUUGACUUUCUUGGUUCCUUCAAAUUUCUUAAAAAAAGAGUGAGGAAAGGGGCUAUGUGACAUAGCGUUAUAUUCCGCGCCAUUGCGGCCUUACUGUAUCUUAUCCUAAGUUUAUGAUCGUAUCCUUCGCGGGCUUCACAACUUCGUGGUGUAUUUUCCUUGAUGAAAUGAACAAUUCUGAUUUUUGUCUCAGGAUGAUUCCUGCUAAAUAUUUGAAUAAAAAAGAUUUCGAAAGCCAUGUUUUUGACGAAUAGCGCGUGUUUUUGCUCAUACCCACCUGUUGCAUUUAUAUAUAUGCGAAAUUUAAAACCAUAGUAUCAAAAUUAAUAUUGCGUAUGAAGGCCAGCUCUCAUGCCACCGAGAACAAUUCUAAUAGGGAUUACUCCCGGGAUCCAGGGCCAGCCCCUCGGGCUCAUUUAAACACCCCCUAACGGUGUUGCAAGGUACCCAGUUUGAUACAUUACUUUACAUGUAAGGGUUUUUUAAAUGUUUUCCCAUAGGUUCUCCUCAACAUAAAUAUGAUAAUCACAAAU
Paramuricea clavata is the source of this 15144-nucleotide messenger RNA. The record is from the annotation of a GenBank genome assembly. NCBI's taxonomy places the organism in Eukaryota, Metazoa, Cnidaria, Anthozoa, Malacalcyonacea, Plexauridae.